This is a messenger RNA of Uloborus diversus, 566 nucleotides long. RefSeq names its product ubiquitin-related modifier 1-like (gene Urm1). Gene Ontology annotation, cellular component: nucleus; cytoplasm. The transcript has 6 exons. Gene Ontology annotation, biological process: protein urmylation; tRNA thio-modification. Gene Ontology annotation, molecular function: protein tag activity. NCBI's taxonomy places the organism in Eukaryota, Metazoa, Arthropoda, Arachnida, Araneae, Uloboridae. The coding region runs from base 165 to 458 and encodes 97 amino acids. The record is from RefSeq and is a predicted model, not a curated record.
UGCACAUGUUUGGGCGUGAUGUAAACAAUGGAGGCGCUGUCAUAGAUUUGUAAAUGUCGUCACGAUGAAUUUAUUUCGUUCUUGACACUUUUUCUGAUUGUCUUAAAAUUAUCUUCCUUCCAUAAAAAAAAUUAUCUAACAGCAAAUGCAGCCUUUCCUUCAAAAUGGAAGUAAAAAUUCAAUUUAGUGGUGGUUUAGAGCUGCUAUUUAACAAUCAGAAGACAGUUGAUCUUGUGCUACCAGCUAAAGAAGAAAAAUGGACGAUAAAAGCACUUAUUGCUUAUUUGAAGUCGAAUCUAUUGCAGGAAAGACCAGAGCUUUUUGUUCAAGGAGAUUCAGUGAGGCCUGGAAUUUUAGUUCUUGUGAAUGAUUCCGACUGGGAACUUCUGGGGGAGUUAGAGUAUGAAAUUCAACCUUCUGACAACAUUCUCUUCAUAUCUACACUUCAUGGUGGAUAGAAGAUUAAACUAUGAGAUUGAAGCAAUUCUACACAUGAUUUGUGCCAUUAUGAAGAUCUAAUAAUGUGUUGCACAUGCUAAAUUUGUGUAAAUAAAUACUUUUUUUGC